Molecule: messenger RNA, 332 nt
Organism: Drosophila rhopaloa
Lineage: Eukaryota; Metazoa; Arthropoda; Insecta; Diptera; Drosophilidae
Product: small ubiquitin-related modifier
Exons: 1
Coding region: 15-260 (81 amino acids)
Molecular function (GO): protein binding
Source: RefSeq, a predicted model, not a curated record
UCAUAGCCCACACAAUGGCCCAUCAGAGCAAAGUCCUUUGGCUGCUCUCCAUUGAUGGACAUCACCUGCAAUGCCAUGUGAAUACCGAUCAACCUUUGGCUGACCAUCUCAAGAAUAAAUAUGCCGAGGCAUUCGACGUGUCUCCUAGCUCCCUGAUCCUGGUCUUCGAUGGUGAAAAAAUCCAGGAUCAAGACACCUUCGACUCUUUGGCCUUGGAGGACGAUGAUAUUAUAGACGUUCUAGUGGCCGCAAUCCAUUAAAAUGUAUUUGUUAAUUGUUGACCAAGUAAUUGCAGAGCAGAGUCAAUGAACUAAGCUGGGCAUGUUUUUUAU